This is a messenger RNA of Drosophila biarmipes, 432 nucleotides long. RefSeq lists its product as uncharacterized. The record is from RefSeq and is a predicted model, not a curated record. The coding region runs from base 1 to 354 and encodes 117 amino acids. Lineage: Eukaryota; Metazoa; Arthropoda; Insecta; Diptera; Drosophilidae. The transcript has 2 exons.
AUGCUGCUGCGACUUGGGUCAAAUAUGUUGGCAGCUGCAUUCUGUUUUGGCUCCGAACAGCAAACAUUCAAGUGGCUGGCAAAGACAAAGGGCCAGCACAGUGGGACACUUUCAUCAUCUCAAUUUCUAAGGGUGCACAAGGAGACAGCGGAACAUUUUACCGGCGCCAAAAAUAUGCGUAAAUUGCUGGAACAGCUUCAACGCAGCAGCAGCUCCUCUCUCCCCCUGAAAACCUCCCAAGCACCCGCCACUCCCCCCGAACUCACCGCAACACCCCCUCAUCCUCCAACGAUUCUAGGCACCGCAUUAGGAAAGCCAAAAGGAAAUAUCCUGCGCCUGGGACUUUUCAGCUGAGAGAAUUUCCCAGGGUGCGAGAUACUGUGCGCCUUCUCGCAUGCUACAAAAUCUACCAUCAAAGAAACUGUAAGUUUU